GACUGGAAGAUGAAGAAGCAGAGUGAUUAGAGUGAGUGAUUACUAGAAAUUAGGGUUGAGAGAGUGGAGAAGAAGGAGAUGGAGAUUGGUUUCUUGGGUUUGGGCAUCAUGGGAAAGGCCAUGGCAGUCAACCUCCUUCGUCAUGGCUUCAAAGUCACCGUCUGGAACCGCACACUCUCCAAGUGUGAGGAGUUGGCAGCAGAAGGUGCAUCUAUUGGAGAAACGCCAGCAGCUGUAAUAAAAAAGUGCAAGUAUACCAUUGCGAUGCUAUCUGAUCCCAGUGCUGCUCUUUCUGUAGUUUUUGACAAAGAUGGAGUUCUUGAGGUAAUUUGCGAUGGAAAGGGCUACAUUGACAUGUCAACCGUUGAUCCUGAUACUUCAUUGAAGAUCAGUGAGGCAAUUGAACAUAAGGGUGGAUAUUUCCUUGAAGCCCCUGUCUCUGGUAGUAAAAAACCUGCUGAAGAUGGUCAGCUGGUUAUCCUUGCUGCUGGAAAGAAGGAAUUAUACGAAGAAAUUAUUCCAGCCUUUGAUGUGUUAGGAAAGAAGUCUUUCUAUUUAGGUCAAGUUGGAAAUGGAGCAAAAAUGAAGCUCGUCGUAAACAUGAUUAUGGGCAGUAUGAUGAAUGCUUUUUCCGAGGGGCUUUGUCUGGCAGACAGAAGCGGACUGAACUGCCAGACACUUCUGGAUGUACUGGAUCUGGGUGGCAUUGCUAAUCCAAUGUUCAAGAUGAAAGGCCCUACUAUGUUACAGAGUAGUUACUCUCCGGCAUUCCCUCUAAAACACCAGCAGAAGGAUAUGAGACUAGCACUUGCUCUUGGUGAUGAAAAUGCAGUGUCAAUGCCUGUUGCUGCUGCUGCCAACGAGGCAUUUAAGAAAGCCAGAAGCCUGGGACUUGGAGACCUUGAUUUCUCAGCAGUGUAUGAAGCUGUGAAGGUGGCAGAGGGCUCAGCAAGUGGUACUAAAUAAUUCCAUCUUUGAAAUAACUUUGACAUUUUGCUACCAUCAAUGGAACCAGAAUGAAUGCACUUCCUUUGAACAUGAAAAACCAGUAAUUUGAUAUCAUUUGAAGUCUUUUUAGAAUGGCUAGAAA
Messenger RNA from Dioscorea cayenensis subsp. rotundata (Guinea yam), 1090 nucleotides. RefSeq names its product glyoxylate/succinic semialdehyde reductase 1-like. Gene Ontology annotation, cellular component: cytosol. The record is from RefSeq and is a predicted model, not a curated record. NCBI's taxonomy places the organism in Eukaryota, Viridiplantae, Streptophyta, Magnoliopsida, Dioscoreales, Dioscoreaceae. Gene Ontology annotation, molecular function: 3-hydroxybutyrate dehydrogenase activity; NADP binding; NAD binding.